Pyrenophora tritici-repentis Pt-1C-BFP is the source of this 1193-nucleotide messenger RNA. Its product is annotated as NRDE multi-domain protein. Gene Ontology annotation, cellular component: Golgi apparatus. Lineage: Eukaryota; Fungi; Ascomycota; Dothideomycetes; Pleosporales; Pleosporaceae. The record is from RefSeq and is a predicted model, not a curated record. Gene Ontology annotation, biological process: Golgi organization; protein secretion.
GCAGCUCGGAAAAGGUUAUCUUGUUUGACCUGACCCGACCCUUUCCGAUUUUCUGAGCGCCACCACGCAAACAUCAUCACACCACGUCCAUCUCCAAGUCUUCAUCGAGAACAUCCAUUGAUUAAUCAUGUGCAUCGCUAUUCUUUCCUCCGCGCAUCCCGACUAUCCGUUCAUUCUGCUGAAUAACAGAGAUGAAUAUCUCCAUCGACCAACGGCAGAAGCGAUAUGGUGGCCCUCACCAGACACCCAAGUCCUAGGCGGCUACGACCUCCACCGACCCGCCCACGGCACCUGGCUCGGCGUAACCCGACAAGGCCGACUAGCGGUCCUAACCAACUACCGCGAAGAAGACGAAUCCAUCGUAAUCGGGGCCCGAAGCCGCGGCCUCAUCCCUAACGCAUGGUUAAAAAGCCCGCCUGCGAAAAACGAGUCAACCGUCGACUUUGCCAAGCGAAUGAUUGAAGAAGACGGCGUCCAAGGCGUGGGCGGCUUCUCCCUCUGCUACGGCUUCAUGCAAGACGUAGUAAAAGGCCAAAAUAACGGCCUCGCCAUCGUCAGCAACCGCACGCCCGAUACCAAAGACAUCACGCACCUGCUCGCCGAACCAAACCAAACCCACGCCCUCAGCAACGCCGCCUACACCGACCGCACCUGGCCCAAAGUCCUCAACGGCGAAGCCUGGACCCGACACGCCAUUUCCGAAUCCGUGGCCUUGGAAGAGACCCAGGAGCAGCUGAUAUCCCGCCUCCUCGCUGUCUUGUCAACGGAUACCAUGCCGCGGCAGAAGGAAAACGAAGAGUGGGAUAUGUAUCUGAAUCAGCUGAGGCAUAGUAUUUUUAUUCCUGCGAUUGGCAGGGAUCAUCUGGAGGAGCAUAGGAUGCCAAAGCAUGAGGUGGGCGAUGUGGUGAAGAAUAAAGCAAUGGAUGCGACGAGUGGGUGCUAUGGCACCCAGAAGAAUGUGAUUGUAAUGUGUGAUCGGGAAGGCAAGGUGACGUAUUUUGAGAGGACAUUGUAUGAUGGGGAUGCUAAGCCGAUUGAGCUUGGCAAGGGGGAUAGAAAGUUUGAGUAUGAGAUUGAGGGGUGGUAGGGGAGUAAGAGACUGUCGUGCUGUCAUUUUCUGGGUGUUUGGUAAUGGAUUCACACAUUUUCUUCUCAGCGCGUAUCUUUUCCUGCAUUCACAGCCUCUCUUCUCA